AACGGAUUGGGCUGAGCAGGGAAGACAGGUUAGAGGAGGAGCAGGUAUAUAAGAAGGGAAAUUGUCUGGUGCUAUCACAGUCUCUCUUUCGUCUCCAGUUAUGAAACAUCUGGUGUCACUACUGCUGGCGGUGGCGGUCCCUUGGGUGGCGGGGCGCGCCGCACCAGAUACCCUCGGCCGGCGCCCCGCUGAGUCAUAUGGCCAGGCUCCUACCAUUGGGUAUGACUACUCACCCCCUAUCUACACACCCCCCGUCAACACAUACGCCUCACCGCCCGUCAACACAUACGCCUCACCGCCCGUCGAAACCUAUGGCAAUGUGCACGGGGUGAGGCCGUGUCGGGAGGGCGAGGUGCUGCGUGUGGACGGCGUGUGUGACCAUCCGGAGGUCACCAAGACUGUGUUUGUGUUCGAGGCGCCUCAGAGACCCCGAACCUACCGCCCCCCGCCCCCCAUCCCCAAGCCCAGGAUCCACAACGAGUUGAUCUUCAUCCGCCCGCCUGAGCAGGAGCUUCCUGCGGCCCCAGUGGUGGUGCCAGCACCACAGAAGAAGAGCACCAUCUUCCUUCUGUCCAAGAAGCAGGAACAUGAACAGCAGGUGAUCCAGCUGCCGCCCGAGCCCCACCACACGCCCAACGUGUACUUCGUGCACUACGAGGACGGCGAAAACCCAAUCCUACCUGACGGAACUGACCUGCACAGCGCCCUCGGCCAAGUCGGCCUGAACAUCAACCAACUGGAACAAGGAGGCGAUUACGGAGGCGAUGUCGUUGUUCACGGAGGCGGCGGCGGCAGCGGCUACGGCGUGCCGGAUAUCACCGUGGCUGGAGACGUGGGCGUGGUAGGAGGAGGGUACGGCGGCAAUGAUGCCCAUGAGGUGAUCAUUGAGACCGGCUACGGUGGCAACCCGGACCCCCACCACUACUAGGCGCGGCCGGAGCUGAGGUCACCCUGCCGUCCGGCGCCGUGACUCACGCUCCUUCUGCUGGAUCACUCUGACGCAAGUGGCGCUGAGGAACUUUAUCAUUUGUUCGUUGUUGUUGUUUUGUUAUGUAGGAUUUCUUUGAGUAUCAGUAGCACCCCAUCUCCUCACCCCUUCCCUCCCUACCCUGGAGCACUCCCCUCACUUCCCCUUCGAGUCUCACCAGUUGUUAGAUUUCGUAGGUUACCAAAGUAUUGAUGCCUUAUGAGUAUUUGUGUGUGUGUGUGUGUGUGUGUGUGUGUGUGUGUGUGUGUGUGUGUGUGUGUGUGUGUGUGUGUGUGUGUGUGUGUGUGUGUACGCUCUAGUCUUGUUGUAAUGCCACAAAAUGGUAUCAAUAAAUUCUAUUCACUUAA
Portunus trituberculatus (swimming crab) is the source of this 1335-nucleotide messenger RNA. Its product is annotated as extensin-3-like. Lineage: Eukaryota; Metazoa; Arthropoda; Malacostraca; Decapoda; Portunidae. The record is from RefSeq and is a predicted model, not a curated record. The transcript has 2 exons. Bases 101 to 928 code for a protein of 275 amino acids.